Messenger RNA from Vespa crabro (European hornet), 6497 nucleotides. It is a transcript of the gene Srrm234, whose product is annotated as serine/arginine repetitive matrix protein 2. The coding region runs from base 1093 to 4362 and encodes 1089 amino acids. NCBI's taxonomy places the organism in Eukaryota, Metazoa, Arthropoda, Insecta, Hymenoptera, Vespidae. The transcript has 8 exons. The record is from RefSeq and is a predicted model, not a curated record.
AAAUAUAUAUGAGGAAAAAUAAGAUAGCAAAGAUACAAAAAUUAUCAAUUGAGAAAAAUACGUGAUAUCAUACAAAAAUAUAUAUAUAUAUAUCAUUGGAAGAAUAAAAGAAACAUAAAUGAGCAUUACACAUACUAACGUUUCCGGCAUUCUCACCAAAUAAUUGUUCUACCCAACGAAAGCAAGAAGAUUUCGUAUACAAAAGGCUUUCUUAGAACUCUGUGUGUUGUGUGAUGUGUGUGCGUGUAUGCGUGCGCGCGCGCGCGCGCGUAUGUAAAGGAUGAGUACAAUAAAGGAAGGAAAAGCAUUACGUUCGCUAUCCUAUUCACAGUCUUGUUACUCGUCUGAACUAUUGCAAAUGCCUUUCACAUCAAGGUGGGAUUUAUUUCAAUGUGUGCUACAAUCGUGUCUUCUUCAUCAUCUUCAUCAUCUUGAUUAUCUUAAAGAUGCGAAUGAGAGCGCAUAUUCCUUUUUUUCUUCUUUCUUUUUUUUUCUUUUUUUAAUUUUGAUCUUCUAAAAUUGAGAUUAUAUUAUCGAAGAUCAAUUGUUUUCAACGAAUUGAAAAGACGAAUUUAAAGAAUCCAUGUGUGUUGAACACAAAUAUAUAAAUAUUAAGAAAAAGAAAAAAAAAAGAAAAGUACAAAAACCUUUCAAAGAAGAAAUGAAGAAUUGAGAAAAAAAUCAUCAUCUAAGGACUUGAACGAGAAAGUUAUUUCCAUUUUUAUUUUUUUUAUUUUUUUUUUAUUUUUUAUUUUUUAUUUUUUUUUGUUAUUUUUAAAUUAUAAUCACUUAAAAUUGAGAUUGGUAUAAUCGAAGAUCAAUUAUUUUCGACGAAUUGAAAGGAUGAAUUUGAAGAGUCCAUGUGCAUUGAAUAUAAACAUAUAAAUAUUUAACAAAAAAGGAGGGAUAGAAAUUUUUCAAAGAAGAAAUGAAGAAAUAAAAAUAAUUAUUUCAAAAGCACCAUCGUCGCUACUGCUAGUCGUUCGAGAAAAUUUGUUAUAUUUUAUUUAUUUUUUUUUUUUCAUUUUUUUUUAUUUAUUUAUUAUCUUUUUUUUUUUUUUUUAUUUUUUUUUUUUAUAAAAAUCGAAGGGAAUGACUAUGUCCACGACAACACCAACACCAACGCCAACGCAGAAGGUAGCUCGAGGAAGAGGGCCGGCAGAUGGUCGUGCUUUUUUCGAAACGUUAUGGCGUGGUAAUUUUUUCCUCGAUCGACAGAAAGUUUUCAAACGCGGUCGUAAACGUAAACUGCAACAAGCUUUAAACGAGAAGAAACGUGCCCAAUUACAAAUGCGACAACAUUGUUGUUGUUGUCAACGUAUACAGCUUCAUCUUCUUGCCGGACGAGGAAACAAUGUUCGCUCUGUUGUUAGUGUUCGAGAAACACAUCAGAUAGCCGAGGCACAACAAGAAAAAAAUGCUAAAUUGCGGGAAGCCUUUGGAAUAUCAGAAUUCUUCGUGGAAGGAAGUAGCCUAGAUCCGGAAAGGCGGGCACGAGAAGCCGAGGCAAGAGCGGCGGCGAACAAGGUUUAUGAAUUAGUUCGCACUCCGAGCCCUGCUCCGGAUACUACCUCUGCUCCGGAAAAGAAGAAUAAGAGAAAACGUUCUGGUAGCACGUCCAAGAAGAAAAAGGGAAAGAAGCAUAAAAAAGAAAGGUCCGAAUCUCCAAGGACGUCCAAGAAGAAAGAAAAAGCUAAGAAAAAGAAAAAGGAGAAAAAGCACAAGAAGGUAGAGGCCAGUUCUUCUGACAGUGAAUCCAGCGAUGAUACUGAAGAGAGCUGUUCGUCUGAAGCUGAAUCAAAAAAGAAGAAAAAGAAGAAAAAAAAGAAAAACAAAGUUGAAGGAAAAGAAAAAUCUGAGAAGAAAAAAGCAGCGCUAAAGAGGAAACAUCAAUCAACGGAUAGCUCUACAGACAAUUCUCCAGAGAGGCCAAAGAAAAGAACGAAAUAUGAUAAAGUUGUUGCAGAGAAGAAUACGUUUGAUGACGGUGAAAAUGUUACAAAAGAAUAUCGAGUAAAUAGAUCUCCAAAAAAAGCAGUAGAAAGAUCAUCUCGCAAUGAAACACCACCUAUAAAGAAAAAGGAAUCAGCCACAAAGAAAACUAUUAUUAUAGAUAAAAGGGACAAGUCACCACCGAUUACACAUAAAACCCCACCACCUAGACGUCAUAGAUCUCCAUCCAGAGGUAGAGCAGACAGAGGAAGAUCUCCAAGAAGAUAUUCGAGAUCACGACGCGUAACAUCUUCUCCGAGAAGAAGAAGGAUUUCAAGGUCACCGCGACGUUACAAUAGAUUUUCUAUUUCAAGAAGUAGAAGUCGUUCGAGAUAUGAUCGUUAUGGAUCAAGACGUAGACUUUCUCCUAUACAUAGACGUAGGAGAUCAGAUUCUCGUAAAAGAUCUAGAUCUCCAAGAAGACCAAAAGAAAGGAGAGAUAAAUCGCAGGAACGUCGUAGAAGCCGUACUAGAUCCAAGAGUAGAUCUAGACGAUCGUCUUUGAGUUAUUCACCAGUACGGAAAAACCCGGAACGUUAUAAGGAUAUAUUAGAAGAUAAGAAAAAGCGAGAACAAAAAAGAGAUCGGGAUGUUGUUAGACAAAAAUCUCGAUCAAUAUCGAAAGGUAGAAAAAUACAAAUGAUUACACCGCGAGUAAGUUUGAGAUCUUCUAGUGAAGAUGAGGGUGAUAUAGCGGACGAUGAACCAAAACAAGAAGAUGAGGAAAAAAUUAAGGAAUUGAACACGUUGAAACGAUUGCAAAGUGGAUUAGCUGCGAAGGCUAGAGAAACAUUAGGGAAAAAGGUGAUAAGUCCUGUAAAAGUUAAAUUAGAAAAGAAAGAAGAAUCGGUUUUCGAUAUAGCAUUACCGGUGGAACCACCAAAACUAACGGAAGACCCAACAAAUUCUUCUUCUUCCAAAGAAAAAUUAAUAUCACCUGUGCGGUUACUUCCUGUACAGUCACCAGUUUCCAGUCGAUCACCUUCACCAGCAUUACCAUUGACUCGUGAAGAAGCUGCUAUAAAAAUUCGAUCGCCUAGUGAAUCACCACCUCUCUUGUCGCAAACACUAUUGGAUAAAACUAGUCCAAAGUCACCUGUUAUGUCGGCGAUUAUAACAACAAUAAUAACAACACCAACAACAGCAACAGCAACAACAACAACAACAACAACAAUAACAACAAAACAGUUCUCUUCGGGUCCUAGUAAUUCUAAAAGGAGUUCUCCAAUAAUUGUCCAGAAACCUUCUCCAAAAAGUAAUUCUUUGACGCAUUCACCACCUAUCACGACUUCUCACAAAGAUGUUAUAAUAAAGUUAAGAUCUCCAAGUGAGUCACCACCAUCUUUACCAAGUGACACUAUUAACAAAUCCGAUACAAGAUCUCGAUCUCCAAGUACAUCGAAAAGAAAUUCUCCAAUACCUAGGAAACAUUCUUUAAGAGAGAAAUCAUAUUCCAGAUCCCCGUCAAGAUCAUACACAAGGUCAUUAUCUUUGGAAAAGAAGUCUUCCAAAUCACCGAGACAUCGUUCAAGAUCUUUAUCCAGAAAUAGAUCGCGUUCGCGUGCUCGUAGCAAAAAAUCAGUAUCUCCAAAGCAUAGGCCAUCGAGAUCUGGGUCUAGAUCAAAGAAAUCACCGAAUUCUCUUCAAGCACAUUCGAAAAGAAUAUCAAGGUCAAGAUCUUCCUCUGGAUCGAAACACUCUCCAUCGAGAUCCGCGUCAAGAUCAAAGAAGUCACCUUCUCAAUCCCCUGGAAAGUCAAGAUCUAGAAGUAGAAGCAUAUCGUUGUCAAAAAGAUCUAGAAGUUGUUCUUUAUCGAAAAAAUCCAGAAGUAGAUCUCUGUCGAAGGAAUCUAGAAGUUGUUCGGUAACUAAAAAAUCAAGAAGUCGUUCUUUGUCCAAAAAAUCGAGAAGUCGUUCAGCCUCAAAGAAAUGCAGGAGUCGUUCGUUAUCAAAAAAAUCAAGAAGUCGAUCUAGAUCAGCCUCUAGGAUGUCAAGAGAGAAAGAAAAACGAAGUAGAAGUAGAAGUACUUCUCGUUCUUCUGUCAGUUCGGCAAGGCAUAGUCGUCGCAGUUUUUCAAGUUCUACACGAUCAACCAGCAGCGUUUCUAGUAGAUCCUCGCGCUCAACUUCCAGCAGUUCGGGUUCUAGUAGAUCCCGUUCACCGUCUAUACCACGUCGUCAUGGUUCGCCUAGUUUUCUUGAUAGACGUCGUAUUACAAGUGCCAGGAAACGACCGAUUCCAUAUCAUCGACCAACUCCAACGCCGCCUUCAUCACCAAGUAGUUCAGAGAGCAGUAGACACAGUAACUGGUCGAGUCAGAGUCAUCGAUCAAGCUGCUCUCCGAGUCGAAGUCCAUCUUACACACGUUGAAACGUAUUAAUCGAAUUGUCCUUAAAAGAGAACAUGAUGUUCCUUUCUAUUAUAUCAAAUUUGGAAUAAGUUCAUUUGUUUGUUUAUAAUAGCACAUACCUAAGAGAUUAUCUAUAGUUUAUUACAUAUUUCAUUCCAAAUUUGAUAGAUAUUAGUUUUAAUUCUUCAUAAAUUCUUUACGAACAAAUUUGCUCUCCUUUAAAUCUUCUAACUCGAUAAUACUCAUCGAUGGUUGCUCUCAUCUCUUAAAUAUUAUGAACUUAAGUAUAUUAGUAUUAUUCCCCUUCCGGAUAACCGAUCCUCUUUCCAAAAAAAAGAGAUUAUAGAUCAUAUUUGUAGUCGAUACGAUGCAUGCAUUUUGGAAGAACAAUACUAUAAAGCACUUUGUAUAGUAAACUAAAAUUAAGUUAAUAUAAUAUUUAUUUUAUUAUAAUUUAUUCUCGAAAACGUAUCAAAUAACGUUUGGAAAGAUGAUAUUUUAAUAAUAAUGGUAAUAUGUGUAACUUAUGGGACUUUUAUAAAAAAAGAAAAGUGUUUAAGUUACAUCCUUUAGAUUUGAACUAAUGGAAUCUUUCUAAAAAAAAAAGAAAAAAAAAAGAAAAAGAAAAGAAAAGAAACGAUGUGUGUCCUAACACCAUAAACUUUAACAUUGUAUAAGCAAUAUAAGAAUAGGAGAUUAUAUCAUUGAUACUGAACAUCUUUACUCUAAGGAUUUAUAUAAUAAUUUAAUAUUUAUUAUUUCUAAAGAAAAAAACAAACGAUUCUCCAUUUUAACUGAUAAUACUACGUAUGUACAUUUUAGUAAUUACUUGAUUGUGUAAAGUUGUUUGUUAUACAAACACAUGCUAGUCAAAUUUUAUGUGUUUCUAGUGAGAAAUAAUGUUCUUAAAGUUCAACUUAUUUGAAAAAUGAUCGUAAGUCACUUUUCCUGUGCAAUGUUUUCCUGCCAUUACUUGUAUAAAUAGAUGUGCCUAUUCUUUAGGAAGAUUAUUUCAGUUCUAUUGUAUUCAGUAUAAAUUACUUUUUAUAAAUAUAUAAUAGUAUUCACUUAUUUAUUUAUUUAUAUAUUUAUUAUUUAUUAAUUUAUUAUUUAUUUAUUUAUUUAUUAUUUAUAUAUAUUUUUGCAUUAAAUAAUAUUUAAUUAUUAAAUUUUAUAUAUAUAUAUAUAUAUAUAUAUAUAAAUAUAUAUAUAUAUAAUGCUUUGUCCAUGGUAAAUAUUCGACAAAGUACAGAGGGAAUUAUAGCAAUGAAUAUUUGUUUGCAAUACUCCACUUACCUAUAUAUAAAUAAGUCAUAAAUGUUAUUUGGUCAUAAGACCGGGCAGCGUACCAAAAGACAUAACUAGACUCUAGUCUUAUUUAUUCAAGAGUUAAGUCUUAAAGAUGUAUAUAUAAGGUUGAAAAAAACAUGUUUGGAAAAUCUACAUUAUUUAUAAAUAGAAGAGACCUGUAUAAUGUUAGGGCUGAAUAAAGUACUAUUAUAAACAUAUAAAAUAUUUAAGAUCUCUUUCUAAUUAUUAUAUCUAUAGUUCUACCACAGUUUUAUACAGAAAUUUUCUUUUUCAAAUCUAAUGUGGUAAAUAGUACAAAAAAUUGAUUUGUGUUCUACAACAUUUUUUUCUGAAAACAGUUAUAAAAAGUACUUUACACAGUCCUAAAUAACAUUAGUUCAUUGUAAUGACUGAUACAACUUAUCAAAUAUAUUUGUCAAUUGCAGUGGUGACCAUUACUAUAUAUAUUUAUAUUAUCUAUUCUUUAUUCUUUUAAGCCUUUAAAGUAUUUCAUAUUUAAUAUCUUUUUACCUAUACCAUUUUUUGUUGCUUAAUUUGGAUCUCAUAUUUAGUUAAUUAUAUACCAUUAAAACUUUUCUACUUAUUAUGAACAUAUGCUUCCUUUAAGAAUCAAAAUAAAAAUAGAUAGGUUCAAAUUUCUCUCGUUAUCCUAAAGUACACCACUAGCUUUUGACAGCAAUAUUUGCUGUUUACAAUCUAACUGAUCAACUGUUAUUAUCAUUAAAAAAAACAGAUAUAUAUAUAUAUGUAUAUAUAUCUGUGUGUGUGUGUCUGAUAAUACCUGAUCAUUCCUGUAACAUAUUCUGUAUUGUUGUUGUGUGAUUAAAUCAAAGCUUGAACAUUG